UCUAUCCAUCUUUGUAUAUGAAACAAUGGUUCUAGUCAUGAUACCUAGUGUAUAAAUGUUAUCCUUGACUUUAUGCAAAGUCUUUUUUUCCCAUUCUUUUGCUUUUUGCAAAUAAUACUUAGACCAGGACAUGGGAGAAGAGAAUGACACCAUGGUGGCUGAAUUCAUCUUCAUUGGCUUCUCCAAUCACCCCACAACAAGGAUGGUAUUACCUGGAUUCUUCCUUGUGGUCUAUUUGAUAACCUUGUUCGGAAAUGGCCUAAUCUUCCUCCUAACCUUUUGUGAUCCACGCCUUCACAUCCCCAUGUACUUCUUCCUCAGUAAUUUGUCCCUCCUUGACAUCUGCUAUUCAACAAGCACUGUCCCACCAGCAGUAGUAAACUUCUUAGUUAAGAGACCCAUCAUUUCCUAUGCCCGGUGUUCCUGCCAGAUGUUAAGCACACUCUUCUUUGGAUCUACUGAAUGCCUUCUGCUCGCAGUCAUGGCUUAUGACCGCUAUGUUGCCAUCUCCAGCCCACUGCGUUAUACACUCAUCAUGAGUAAGACAUGCUGCAUUCACAUGACUUUGGGGUCAUGGGCAAUUGCCUUCCUGCUCACGGUCAUCCCAUUUUUCUUCAUGCCAUUACGGUUCUGUGGGAAGAAUGAAAUAGACCAUUUCACUUGUGAAGUCCUUGCUGUAAUGAAGCUGGUUUGCUCAGAUACCUUCAAGAAUCAAAUCUUCAUGUUUGCCAGUGCAUCAUUUACCCUGCUUGCCCCUUUCUUCUUCAUCAUUUUCUCUUACAUGCGCAUCAUCACAACCAUCUUAUGGAUCCACUCAGUGGGUGGCAGGUCCAAGGCCUUUUCCACCUGUAGCUCCCAUCUGACUGUGGUGAUCAUUUUUUAUGGCACAGCCAUUUUCAUGUACCUCAAACCCCAGUCCAAGUCUUCUCAAGAGCAGGAUAAAAUUAUUUCUGUGUUUUAUGGAAUUGUGACUCCCAUGUUAAACCCUCUAAUCUAUACUCUGAGAAACCAGGAGGUGAAAGGGGCCCUGAGAAGAGUGCUUCACAGGAAGGGAGAGCCAUAGAGUGAAUUUUAUAUUUUUGUCUUCCUUCUCAUAUGUUCAUGGUGUGUUGACUGAGACAUUUAUAUAACAUCUCUAA
Molecule: messenger RNA, 1139 nt
Organism: Alligator mississippiensis (American alligator)
Lineage: Eukaryota; Metazoa; Chordata; Crocodylia; Alligatoridae
Product: olfactory receptor 13H1-like
Exons: 1
Coding region: 131-1063 (310 amino acids)
Biological process (GO): G protein-coupled receptor signaling pathway
Cellular component (GO): membrane
Molecular function (GO): olfactory receptor activity; G protein-coupled receptor activity
Source: RefSeq, a predicted model, not a curated record